This is a messenger RNA of Aspergillus pseudotamarii, 2579 nucleotides long. Its product is annotated as serine/threonine protein kinase CBK1. Gene Ontology annotation, molecular function: protein serine/threonine kinase activity; ATP binding. Bases 123 to 2087 code for a protein of 654 amino acids. The record is from RefSeq and is a predicted model, not a curated record. The transcript is spliced from 3 exons. NCBI's taxonomy places the organism in Eukaryota, Fungi, Ascomycota, Eurotiomycetes, Eurotiales, Aspergillaceae. Gene Ontology annotation, biological process: peptidyl-serine phosphorylation; intracellular signal transduction.
CCUUUGGGCAAUUCCCCUCCCCCUUGAAGGUCUUCACUUUUCACUUCAAACCGCCUCCUGUCUAAUUUUUAAGAGUCCCUCAUCCGGUACGGUUAAACCACCGGAGGGAAAUUUGUUUAAAGAUGGAUCCCAAUAAUAACCGUCUCCACCUGAACUUCGGGUACAACGAGCGUGGUUUCAAUGCGGCGGCCAACAACCGCGCAUAUCCCACGACUCCUUCCGCGUUCCCCCAACCGAUCUACCAGAACCAAGGCCCUCAGGACUACAUGGAUGCUCAAAACGGAGCUUACAACCAGGGAUAUUUCAUGGCAAACCCAUACCCUCCUCAAGCCGCCUAUGCUCAGCAGCACUAUGGACAAUCAAACUUGCAGUCCCCGCAGCCCGCAUAUCAAUCACGCAUGGGGUACAGCGCCAACGAUGGAACCAACGGCCUCAUCCAGCAGUUCUCUAACCAGGACUUGAACUCGAACCGUACAGGCUUCUUCGGUCGCUCUGCCUCUCCUGCUCAGAGACCUCGUACAGCUGGUUCGUCCGCCCCGGGGCAGCAACAGCCUGGCCAUCUAGCCCCGCCAAUGCCACGCAGUCCCCGUACUCCCGCCGAGAACGAAGAGCUCCAACGCUAUCCGGAGCGAUACUCAGAGAAUGUCCACAAGCGUGGUAAGGCCGCUAAAGAGCUGGUGAACGUUUUCUUUCACGAGAACAUUGAGCGUGCGCGCGAUCGUAACAUGCGUUCCACGAAUCUGGACAAGAUGAUCCAAGAUCCGAGUAUCUCUAAGGAUGCGAAGCGUCAGGAGGGAGAAACUAUUGCGAAGAAGGAGUCGAACUUCCUCCGAUUUCUUCGGACCAAGGAGACACCAUCGAACUUCCAGACUAUCAAGGUUAUUGGAAAGGGUGCAUUUGGUGAGGUUAAGCUUGUGCAAAGGAAGACCGACGGCAAGAUCUAUGCGCUCAAGUCUCUGAUUAAGACUGAGAUGUUCAAGAAGGAUCAACUGGCCCACGUUCGCGCCGAGCGUGAUAUCUUGGCUGACUCCAAGGAUAACCCGUGGCUUGUGAAGUUGCACGCUUCGUUCCAGGACUCCGCAUACCUCUACCUUUUGAUGGAAUUCUUACCUGGUGGUGACCUGAUGACCAUGUUGAUCAAGUACGAGAUUUUCUCCGAAGACAUCACUAGAUUCUACAUGGCAGAGAUUGUGAUGGCUAUCGAAGCAGUCCACAAACUAGGCUUCCUUCAUCGUGAUAUUAAACCUGACAAUAUUCUUCUCGACCGUGGUGGUCAUGUUAAGCUUACCGAUUUCGGUCUCUCGACUGGUGGCAAGAAGACUCACGACAAUUCAUACUACCAAAACUUGUUGAAAAAUUCUACCUCCAAGGAUAAGAACCGCAACUCCGGAUACUUUAACGAUGCGAUCAAUCUGACUGUAUCAAACCGUGGCCAAAUCAAUACAUGGAGAAAGUCCCGUCGAGCCAUGGCUUAUUCAACGGUUGGCACGCCUGACUACAUUGCACCUGAGAUCUUCAACGGUCAAGGAUAUACUUAUCUUUGCGAUUGGUGGUCAGUCGGUGCCAUCAUGUUUGAAUGUCUUGUGGGAUGGCCACCUUUCUGUGCUGAGGACACCACCGAUACCUACCGGAAGAUCGUGAACUGGAGGGAAUGUCUUUACUUCCCUGAAGAGCUUACUCUUUCUCGCGAAUCCGAGGGCUUAAUCCGAAGGUAUUUACCGCUCCCCGCUCUUCGCACUAUAUUCACGUACAUGUGUCUGACCGUUAUAUACAGCUUCCUUUGUGAUGCAGAGCACCGUGUUGGCAACGAUGGCGGCCAGUUUGGUGGUGCUACACAGAUCAAGAACCAUCCGUUCUUCCGUGGUGUUGUUUGGGAGCAGCUUCGCAACAUUCGCGCUCCAUUCGAACCUCGACUGAGCUCGAAUAUUGAUGUGUCAUACUUCCCCAUUGACGAAAUUCCUCAGGAAGAUACCAGUGCUAUCCAUCGUGCUCAGGCCCGUGCCAUGCCCGAGGAACAGGAGGCUGAAAUGAGCCUUCCGUUUAUCGGAUACACAUACAAGGCAUUCAAUGCCUUCCAGAAUAACUGAGAAUCGAACUGAUACUCGGGAUCGAUGUAUGCAGGAUGAGCGCCUCGGAAAGCCGGUCCGCGGGCAGGCUUGCGCGGAAGUCUUUCCAGCGGCUCAUCUAGGAUCUAUUCUCGAAAUAUCUUUGUUCAUUUGAUUUCAUCUAGCGUCUAGCGCAUUUGGCAUUUUAUGUCAUUGAUAACGACCUGUGCAUCUUCCUUACUGUGUUUGCAUGUCGCAAGACGACGCCCGCUAGUUGCACUCCGUGUCUAGCCUUAAGAACUACAAACAAGAGCAUUAUUUCGUUGAAAGUUCAGAGCCUGUGACACCUACAAGUGCGGAUCACGAAUGACUGGCUACUUUUGUUUCCUCUAGCAUGAUGCAUCAAUGCAUAUAUCAGGAAAAAUACCCAAAGUACAACGUUGUACCUUUUACAUUUCAGACUAGUUUGCAUAUAAAACGGUUGGUGGCAAUCCCAUUAAAUAUUUGGACUUGGCAAUGGCUUCAAUCCUUGUA